CUAGAUUUUGAUUGGUCUGUGGAAUGCUGCCUGCUGGUGUCAAAAAUGAGCGUAAAUUUGCAAAUAAAAAAUUAUUUUGAAGAUGACGGCGAAGACGAGUCUGACGGCGGCGGAGGUUGGCAACAGGAACUACAGCGCAGAUACAUGCAAGACGCCACUUUUAUGGCAGAACUACGUGCAAGAAGUAUUUCGGGUACAUUAAAUGUUGUCAGUCCACCAGAACACGUUAAUCAUCAGUUUCAGCAAGCACCUUAUGUGCACGGACAAAAUUUUAGAAUGCAAGGGGUGCAUUAUCCUGUACAUCCUAAGAAUUUUGGUAGCAACGAUCAAGUUCAUGAAUUGUUUGGUCAACAACUUCAGUAUCCCCGCCAGGACAAUCAUUCAAACGUUGGACAGGAAUCUUUACAUCGCGAAGAAUUAGCCGAACAUCAAGAAGUACGCAAUAAGGAAACCAUAGAAUUUGAGGAAGCUCUUAAACAGUGGGUCAAUAGAUAAGUUUUAAAUUGCAGUAAAACAGAUUACAUUUUUUUGCCAUAUGAAUAGUUAUGUUGGACAGUAGUCAUUCCUCAUUAAAUCUACCCAACGCCAUCAUUUAAA
This is a messenger RNA of Anthonomus grandis grandis, 597 nucleotides long. RefSeq lists its product as uncharacterized. Bases 46 to 495 code for a protein of 149 amino acids. The transcript is spliced from 3 exons. The record is from RefSeq and is a predicted model, not a curated record. NCBI's taxonomy places the organism in Eukaryota, Metazoa, Arthropoda, Insecta, Coleoptera, Curculionidae.